UGUCACGUAACGUUAGCUCUUUCUCCCUCGGUUUCUCCACUACGUAAGGCUGACUUGGAGGGAAGUGAACGUCGCUAAGAAAAGAAAAAAAUAGGAGAAGAGAGCUGAAACAACUACCCCCAAAAGCUGCCGCAGGAGCAGUGAAGUGUCUUCAUGGCAAUUCGUCGAGGACACAUUAAGUACUUGAAAACCGACCUGCAGGAGGUGUAUGACAUGUCGAACGGUUAUGAAGACCACAUGGGAGGGGACGAGGGGAAGGACGCCAAGACCAACCUGAUAGUGAACUACCUGCCUCAGAGCAUGUCGCAGGAUGAGCUGCGGAGCCUCUUCAGCAGCAUCGGGGAGGUGGAGUCUGCCAAGCUGAUUCGAGACAAAGUCGCAGGCCACAGUUUAGGGUACGGAUUUGUUAACUAUCUUAACCCUAGUGAUGCAGACAGAGCUAUCAGUACACUGAAUGGACUAAGGCUACAGUCCAAAACUAUCAAGGUUUCAUACGCACGACCCAGCUCUGACACAAUAAAGGAUGCCAACCUGUAUAUCAGCGGCCUGCCAAAGGCCAUGACCCAGAAGGAUGUUGAGGACAUGUUUUCACGUUUUGGCCGCAUCAUUAACUCCCGUGUACUUGUUGACCAGGCCACAGGUACGACAGGCUCAUCCCGCGGGGUGGCUUUUAUCAGGUUUGACAAGCGGGCAGAGGCAGAGGAUGCCGUCAAAAACCUGAAUGGCCAAAAACCACCUGGAUCCUCUGAGCCAAUCACAGUGAAAUUUGCUGCCAACCCAAACCAGGUCAAGAACACGCAGAUCAUCUCUCAGCUCUACCACAACCAGUCCCGACGCUUUGGAGGGCCCGUACACCACCAGGCACAGAGGUUUAGGUUCUCCCCCAUGGGCGUUGACCACAUGAGCAGCAUGGGAAGCGCCAGUGUUCCUGGGAACGCCACCUCCGGCUGGUGCAUCUUCAUCUACAACCUGGGCCAGGACGCCGACGAGAGCAUCCUUUGGCAGAUGUUCGGUCCCUUUGGCGCCGUCACCAACGUCAAGGUGAUCCGUGACUUCAACACCAACAAGUGUAAGGGCUUCGGCUUCGUUACCAUGACAAACUACGAGGAGGCGGCCAUGGCCAUCGCCAGCCUGAACGGCUACCGGCUCGGAGACAAGAUACUGCAAGUGUCCUUUAAGACCAGCAAGGGCCACAAGUAGAGCGCUUGCGACAAUCGGGUGUAGAGGAGAAAUGGAAAUGACCUGUGCCGAGCUUUUACAGCAGCGAGCAGAAGUAUCAGUUUUAUAAGUCUGGCACAUCUGUUUGGUUUUAGUGUAUUCAGAGUUAAACUCUUCUGCACCUUUGUACUUGUCUAAAGAGUGUCUAGGCAGAUUUUUUUUUUUUCUUCAUCUUUAUACUCAUGCUUGGAGCUUGAGGACACUCAGUAGUUUUAAUUUUUAGUGAGGGGAUGGAGAGGGCAAAAUCCCAUCAUACCACCAAGAUAACUUUUUUGAAAAUUAUCUAAAAAAACUAAAAUUCUGUCCGUAUGUGUUGCAUGUAUAUGUGGGGACUAGAUAAAGGAGACACGCAAACGGUUCUGAGCCGUGCACUAAAAAAUACGGAGCAUAAGGAAAGCCCUGCAAAUUGUUCUCCAACUGUUUGUGUGUUUGUGGAUGAUUUAGUCUAAAGAGGGCGAGGAACAGUCUUUUGCUCGUUGCCAGUGGUUGUUUUCGUUUUGGAAAAGCUGUGCUCUGUUCUGGAUCCUCGUCAUAAGUAGAAAUAGAUGCCUUAAAUUAUCAUCCAGUGGACACAGACCUACAAUACCACUCACUGUCUCAAGUCAAUCUAAGAGCAAAGCACUUUUAACCAAUCUGCUUUAGGUUACUAUGAAUAUCAGUCUUUUCCAUGUUAAUCUAUGACUUUUGCUCAGCCUCCUACCAGGUUAACAAGUUUAAACAUGACGAGCUCUGGAGGGAAAUGUUUAUGUUUAGAUAUCCCUGUGUAUAGUGUCUUUUUGUUAUAAGUUGUAAUUCAGGAAAAGUCAUGUAGAAUAUGAACCCCAGUCAAUGAGUAGGGAAUUAGAUGGACCAAAGACAGGGAGAGAUUUGAUCCUAUUACCACACAAGAAUUCUCUGAGCAGAUUUAAGGUAAAUGUAUACCUAUUUUUUAUUUUGAAGAGGUACUAAGGUUAUAUCUGACGCUGACUGAGAGUAACAUCACUUUGGCUCAGUGUGCCGUUCGGUUUCUUUUUUUUUUCUUUUAUUUGUAUUUUUGUUAGGAACAUUUUUUUUCUUUUUCUCUAAAGGCAUAUAUUUCCAUUUGUUACCAUGUAAGUUACAAACUUGUUUUGAUGAGUGCUUAUCUCAAUUGCUCAAGUUUGGAAAGAAAUGAAUGGCCUUUAUUCAUGAUUUCAGUUUAGAUUUGCUUUCUUUUGUUUGUUUCACAUUGAGCAUAAACCAUUAAAUUUUAUUUCUUUUUGCUGAAAGUUUUGUUUGGUUUGUUUCUUUUUUAUUUACAUUUUUUUUAGAUUUGGCAUUUUCUUCUAUUUGUUCUAUUAUUUUCUAUUAGCAAAUCUGCAGUGUUAAUGAAAGGUCCCCGGUCAAGCAAACAGGCAGUUACAGAAAGUGUUUCCACUGGAGGCUUCUAAACGUCUGAGACAGGUUAACAUUUUUUUUAAAAGAAACAAUAUACGGACCAAUGUUAGUUGUUAGAGAAAAUAUUAUUUAACCUGUACACAGACAAUUGAAGGAAAUGUAUUGUCCUGAAGACAUUUCAUGAAGCAACUUUUCUAAGUUUGCCAGAUAGACCGUUUGAACCAUUCAAGAGCAACAUAAUUAGCAUGUUAUAGCUGUAGAUUGGCACUUUGAUACGGUUGUCUUUUAAGCAGUUUUGAGUAGAAUCAAAGGCUUCUUUAUUGACAUCAGGCUCAGCAAAUCUGCGUUCUGAUACCUUGCUGUUUAGGGAGGGCGAUUUUAUAUUUACAACACAAAAUAAGUAUACAUUGUUCACUUGAAGAUUUUGUCUUUUAGAUCCAAACACAUUGCUUUGUCUAGUGGGGAUUACUUUUAACUAGUGAGGCUUUGUUUACUUAUGUCACCCAUUUAGAAACCAUCGUUCAUGUCAUAGCUCAUCUUUUAAUAGUGAUGAAUUUGGUAGAUUGUCUUGUUCUCCAAGGUGGGACCACUGAGAGUAACAUUAUAAAAUCAUUUUUGGCAACAGUACCUGCUCACACUUUUUAGGAUUCGCUUUUAAAAAACCUUUUUCCCCCCCAGUAAUAACUACCUUUCGCUUCAUUAAAUGCCUCUUUAAUCUGUGCCCCUUCGGAAAAGAAUAUUCGCAUAAGCUUCAGAUUUUGUCAAAGUGCUUUUUGAUUUAGUAUUUUCAUGUUAUUUUUGUGUCACAAUUCUUAACUUAUCCUUAACUUUGUGCAAUAUUUUGUGACUUGCUUGCUCAAAGCAGGUAAUACAAAGUUGUAGUCUUGGACUGUCAUCUUUUUUUUAUGAUUUCCUUUUUCUACUGACGUUUUAGGUUACUGCUCAGUUUUUUUUCAGCAGUCUAGUUAGAAUUGCAUGAAUGAUGCAAGUGAAUUUGUUUUCGGGCAGUCAGAAUAAGCUGCAUUCAGCCUUAAUUUAUAAGUGGGAAUGGUGUAUUUUACAUCAGAAGAGGCGCAGGUAAUUUAUUUAACGAUGUAUGUGGUCAUACUUGUUACUUAUUGGAGUGUUUUUAAUGGAUCAUUUUCAAAAACAUUUUUGUUUUUCUUGGUUUUGAAGGACACUAAGUUGAAGUCCAGUAAAUGUCUUCUAACAUUGGAUAAUUUCAAUAAAAACAUGGUGGCUUUUCAGAGUUGAAAA
Perca flavescens (yellow perch) is the source of this 3831-nucleotide messenger RNA. It is a transcript of the gene elavl1a, whose product is annotated as ELAV like RNA binding protein 1a. Gene Ontology annotation, cellular component: ribonucleoprotein complex. The transcript is spliced from 7 exons. Gene Ontology annotation, molecular function: RNA binding. NCBI's taxonomy places the organism in Eukaryota, Metazoa, Chordata, Actinopteri, Perciformes, Percidae. The coding region runs from base 154 to 1200 and encodes 348 amino acids. The record is from RefSeq and is a predicted model, not a curated record.